Molecule: messenger RNA, 2556 nt
Organism: Cyclopterus lumpus (lumpfish)
Lineage: Eukaryota; Metazoa; Chordata; Actinopteri; Perciformes; Cyclopteridae
Exons: 15
Coding region: 410-2371 (653 amino acids)
Source: RefSeq, a predicted model, not a curated record
GAUUGGUCCUGAGACGCACGAGGCGACGAUUGGUCCGGUGAUGGACGUGACUAAGUACCUGAUCUGUAAACACUGUAAUUUACGAUAUCCUUUUUUAAGUCAAUACAUAUGACAUACAGGGAUUUUGUAUCCGGGGGAAAUAUAUUGUUGGAAGCCACAGUGACUACUGAUAGUUUUUAAACGAGUGGUUAAAAGACUUUCGCGUUAAAAACUUGGUUAAUACACAUUUAUGAACUUUUCCAAGUAGCGCGUGAAAGGACAGUGCUUGUUCCUCGCGCAUCUCCCUGUCCUUUAAGCAACAGCCUCGGUAGUAACGUGAACCAUUAAGCUAACUGACGUUACUCAUGUGAGGGUUGUUUUCACCACACUGAAGCGUCCGUCGGUUCACCGACGGUUACAGGCGCUGGAGAUGAACUGGGUCGGCGGUUCGAGGAAGCGGUUUGUGGCGAAGAACGAUGCACAGAAACAGAGGGAGUUCUUUGAAAAGAGAAAAAUGCAAAACAAGUUGAAGAGCUUGGGGAUGGCUCUGCCAGACUCCCCCCCUCGAGGCACAAGCUCUGGUGGUAUGGACCUGGUGACUUUGUUCAUCGUCAACCAAAUCGCUGCUAGGAAAGAAAUUAAAGAUCCUCCAAAAGUGGCAGUUUUUGGCAGCUGUAAAGGAGGCUCGAAGCAUAAGAGAAACAAGCCCCUGGUACUCCCAAUGAGCCCCUGCUCUCCAUCACAGCUGAGUCUUCUUGAGGGAGAGUCUCAGUACAGUGCUCAAGGACAGAGAAAAAGAAAGCAUGUUAUUCCUCGAGGCUUCAAGUGCGGGCAGCUGUCACCAGUGCUGGAGUCAGCUUUCUCAGACAACAGCGCGUCUGACUACCUGCCACCCAUGACCGACCCCCUCAUCCCCUUCUCCUCCAUCUCAUCAGCUUCGGACCAAGUCAACCGGUUUUCCCCAGGAAUAUUCCCCCUGCAGCUGAACCUCCAGCAGAGAAGCCAGACGCAGACACAGCUACCUCCCCCCUGCUCCCGUCCCCUCUGGGACACCGCAGUGCUGGGCCACACCGAGUUCCAGCCCUUCUCCCAGCCCAGAGGCAUGACGGACUGCGUCCCCUGGUCCUGCGGGCCAAACCCACCCCUCUACCAAAUGGAGACCCCCACAGCAGCCCGAGUCCUGUUUAGAAGUCCAGAGCGACACAACGCAGAGGCCUGGGACCAAGCGGGACGCGAGGUCACCUUUUCUCUCAGCCAAUUAGAGGACAAGGAGCCCAUGUUGGAGUUCACGCUUCACCAGUCAGAAACUGAGCGGCAGUUUGAGGGGGAGGUCUUUCGGGGCUUCAGCACGGAAGAAUGUGAAGGAGAAGCGUCACAUUUUGGGAGAGGGACAUCAAAGAUAUAUCUCAAAGAUGACACACCAGCCGCGUCUUCAAGGCCACAAACUGUCCCUGACUCACAGUGCAUGGACGUGGAGGGAAGCAACCACAUGCACCUCUCCAACUGCACUGACGGGAACUUUUCCGCAGCAUGUCUCGAACACAAAAACAACGGCUGUGAAUACUCGCCGGGUUACUCUUGUAGCGGAGGUUACCUCAGUUCAGACUCAGAUGACGAUGAAGAAUGCUGUCGGCCACCAUGUCUCCAGGCUGCCUCCUCACAUAUGGACCACACCUUUUGUGCCAACAACCUUGACUCAUGCUUCAGUGAUAAUCAGGAAGUCAUGGGGAAUGCAGCGUUCCAAGUUAAAGGCUGGGGAAGCAACGCACCUCAGUUUGCAUCCCCUCCGGCUUUGGCUCAAAGUCAGAACUCAGAGCUGUGCACGUGCAAGAAAACACCCGCUGAAACCCGAGAUGCGGGAACUCAAACUGUCGGCAACCUCACAGCUCAGACGUGCGACUCCGGGACCCAGUGCAGCGCCGUUGCAGAAGCCAGUGGGCUCGACUCUUGUCUUCCACCUGUUGAUGUGUCAGUGCAGCCUCCAGCCACAGGGAGGCAAACUGACACCGCUGUAGAGUCAAGAGCUCACACACCUUCAUCAGACAAGUGGAGGAGUGGAGAGAAGCAUACGCCCUGGACCAGGAAGCAAUCCAAGGAGCCAUUCGUUGCUGGUUCCCUGUCACGCAGCAGCUUCAUAAACAAGUGCACUGAUGGCAGAGGGAUCCUGCAGAGACCUAUAAACCCCUUUCUAGAGGCUCUGAGCAUGACUGAUGGCGGAGGAAAGGACAAUAGAGAGGAGAGAGGCCAACAAGAAAAUGGCCUUUCAAAUGACGCGAUGGAGGAGGUCACAUCUGGCACCGGGGCUCACGGUCUCUCCGAAGAGGCCGAGACUCUUCAGGAAAUAGCCGACAUCUUGCUCCUGCUCAAACAGAGGAAGGAAGUGACGAAGUAAGCCGGAGGAAUUGAGGAAAUAAGCAGGAACCUUUUCAUGCCUGUUCAGUGCACGUGUUGUUGUUUUAUUCAUAGCAUUAUUUAAUAGUUUGUUUUAAGCAUACAAACCACACACAAUAUUCAAAGUGUUUGUUCAAAAGGGUUAUGAAAGAGACACGGAAAUAAAGCCCCAAAGCGUUACUUUGA